GCCACAUCCUGUCCUCCCCCAGCUCCGUGGCUGGUUCCCUACCGGCUAGUGCCUCCGGGCGGGAUCUGAAGACAUGGGCGCUACCUGGGGGAACCCCGGAUGGGUGCGGCUGGCGCUGUGCCUCGCGGGUUUAGUGCUCUCUCUCUACGCGCUGCACGUGAAGGCGGCGCGCGCCCGGGACCGGGAUUAUCGCGCGCUCUGCGACGUGGGCACUGCCAUCAGCUGUUCGCGCGUUUUCUCCUCCAGGUGGGGCCGGGGCUUCGGGCUGGUGGAACAUGUGCUCGGCCAGGACAGCAUUCUCAAUCAAUCCAAUAGCAUAUUCGGUUGCAUCUUCUACACUUUACAGCUGUUGUUAGGUUGCCUCCGGGCCCGCUGGGCAUCUAUCCUGCUGAUGCUGAGUUCCCUGGUGUCUCUUGUCGGUUCUGUCUACCUGGCCUGGAUCCUGUUCUUCGUACUCCAUGAUUUCUGCAUCGUUUGCAUCACUACCUAUGCCAUCAAUGUAGGCCUGGUGGUGCUCAGCUUCCGGAAGGUCCGGGAACCGCAGGGCAAGAUCAAGGGGCACUGAGCCCUCACCCAAGCCAGGCUGACCUCACGCUCUGCCUUGGCAUGGGAGCCUUGCCCAGGGGCCCAUGUCUGGGUCCUUAGAAGAGUCUGCAGCCUGACCCCACCAUACUCCCACACAGGACAAUGGACCAAAUGUGCCACAUUCUUUCCUCCACGUCAGUGCCUCUGGCUCUGUCCCCAAGGGCUGGGUUUCAAAGCUCCUGCCAUUGCCCAAGAAGGGAAGGUUCUGAGCAAUAAAAUUUCUUAAAUAAACUGGCUAAGUCUGAGCCAUCUGUCUGUGAGGGACCCUAGUGUUGGGCUUCCCCCAGUCUCGUCUCCUCUGGAUUGGAAGCAAAUGAGUCAGAGGGAGAGUGUAGGGCCUACCUGGAAAGGAUGGUUGGUCCCUUCUCCAGUGUGUGGAGUUGGUAAGACUUGGGGUGCCAUCAGCCCCACCCCC
Lutra lutra (Eurasian river otter) is the source of this 1000-nucleotide messenger RNA. RefSeq names its product vitamin K epoxide reductase complex subunit 1 (gene VKORC1). The record is from RefSeq and is a predicted model, not a curated record. The transcript has 3 exons. Gene Ontology annotation, biological process: vitamin K metabolic process; peptidyl-glutamic acid carboxylation. Lineage: Eukaryota; Metazoa; Chordata; Mammalia; Carnivora; Mustelidae. Gene Ontology annotation, molecular function: vitamin-K-epoxide reductase (warfarin-sensitive) activity. Bases 74 to 565 code for a protein of 163 amino acids.